Molecule: messenger RNA, 3265 nt
Organism: Manihot esculenta (cassava)
Lineage: Eukaryota; Viridiplantae; Streptophyta; Magnoliopsida; Malpighiales; Euphorbiaceae
Exons: 4
Coding region: 1667-2887 (406 amino acids)
Biological process (GO): regulation of DNA-templated transcription
Molecular function (GO): transcription coregulator activity
Source: RefSeq, a predicted model, not a curated record
CAUAAAGAAGAAGAACCAAAGAGUACUGUCACUAGCAGCAGGCCACCCACCCAGAGCCAAAUCAUCAUGUACAAGUGGCUAUGGCUUAUUGCUACUGUACUAUUUUCCUUUUCUUUUCAAGAAAUGACCUCCUGCCUCCUAUGUCUUUUUCUUCCCCCAAAAAAACACUUUGUCUUUUUUCCAUCUUUACAUCGGUAAAUCAAGAUUUCCAUUACAAGAGAUUAACAUUCGAGGGUCUUGUAUUAAUGAAGUUUAACUAACAUAUUUACUUCAAAUCCAUUGUUAUUAAUGCCCAGAUUCACUUGCUGGCAUUGCUUGAAAAAAGAUGAGUUGCUGCAGAGGCAGAAAUUCCACUCACGGAUGAGAGCAGAGGGUACUUAUUGAAACAUCUCAUUGAUGGCUGCGUGUGUGAGGCCAUCUCUCCAAAAGGUUGAUGGAAAAGAAGAAACGUAAUAAUGGCAUAAAUGUUCAAGAAGAUUCUCAGCCUCAGGGCUCAACAAAAGCUUGGUUUCUUAGGUGGAUUGCUGUUUCUUUUCUUUUCUUUGUUUCAAUAAAUUUUGUUUUGUGAUGCAGUACUAUCAGAGCUUUAGCUUUGGAUGGUCAUGGGUUCUAAAUGGAGAUGUGUCAUUUACCCCACAUGUCUGCAAGCUCAGAAUGCCUCAAAAAGUGGUGACUGUGACAAAUGCUUGGCUUGGCCUCCCUCAGUCAAUGCAAACAAAGAAGGAUUCGUUUCUUUAUUUUUUCUGUUUUUUUUUUUUAAUUACCAGAUUUGAAGUCAUUAUUGGGACAAGUCAUCUACUCAAAUUAGGAGGAGGUUGAUAUUAUUGCUUGCUGUUGGGUCAAGGUGAGAACACCAAACCAAACCCAAAAAGCUCAUUUUAACAUUCUGUUUCUGUGCAGCUUUAGUUCAAUUUCACCACCAAAACCCAUCAAAGCUGGAAGCUUUUAGGACAAUUUGGAGUGUUAAACUAAAAAGAAAGAAUUUGAUUAGUGUAAAUCAAAGUUGGUAGAUUAAGAAAAAGCAAAUUUCCAAUUUCCAUGUGGUUAAAUAGAUGAGCCCCACCAAAAUCACUGCAUUCCCUGAUCUCUAUAUUCACCAUUCAUGGUGUGGCAGGAGAAGAGAGCUGAAAAUAUGGUCGCUGUCGGUGGUAUCUAAGCAAACCCCAACCUCUACUCGCUGUAAGGUUUCACAAGGAAAUGGCAGCAAAAAAAAAUUAUGUUGUAAGAGAGAGUGUGUAAAAAAGAAAAUGAAAGGUGGAGAGGCCAAAACCUUAAUAAUGAAAGAGAAAAUAUAUAGAGAGGGACUCCUGGGGCUAGGGGAAGCAGGCAUGUGGAUGAUUGGGGGACACACCAAACUCAUCGAUUAAACCCGUUCUGAAUAAUUGAGUUCAUUGCAGAAAAGAGAGAGAAAAAGAAAAAGAAAUCAAACCAAAAAACUCCCCUCUCCCCUCACUGUCUCUCUCUCCACUUCCCAUUCAUUAUAUUUUUGGUACUACUGGCUUCUGUAGAGUAGUGUGGGACUUGGGUGAGAGUCACAAGCCAAGCAAAGGGCAAAAGGAAACCAAAAGCAGAAGCUACCUCCACUUCCACAGUGCUUGGACCUUGUUUUUCUUUUUUCAGGAAACAGAAGACUCUGUUUUAUUUUUCUCUCCAAGCGUUGGUGAAGAUGCCCAGAUCAGGCCCCAGACCUUAUGAAUGUGUUAGGAGAGCUUGGCACAGUGAUAGACACCAGCCCAUUAGAGGUUCUCUCAUUCAAGAAAUUUUCAGAGUUGUCAAUGAGGUCCAUGGCUCUGCAACUAAGAAGAACAAGGAAUGGCAAGAGAAGCUACCUGUUGUUGUCUUGAAAGCAGAAGAAAUUAUGUAUUCCAAAGCCAAUUCCGAGGCUGAAUAUAUGGACCUAAAAACACUUUGGGACCGAGCAAAUGAUGCUAUUAAUACAAUCAUUCGACGCGAUGAGAGUACUGAAACUGGAGAGCUUCUUCAACCUUGCAUUGAAGCUGCUCUUAUUUUGGGAUGCACUCCAAGAAGAGCCUCCAGGAGCCAACGAAAUUGUAAUCCCAGAUGUUACCUUAUUCCUGGCACUCAAGAGCCCAACACUUUCUCUUCCGGCAUAGUAAAUAGCACCACACGAGCAAAUCAUACCACAAGCCCUCCAUGCAUACCUAAUUAUGCAAACUUCAUAACACCCACAAUUAUUAAUUCAACCCUCUUGGGCCCUGAGUUGCAAAACCUUGUUUACAAGAAUGUCGCCGUCACUCCUAACAAAUUUCUCUUUGCAACUGAUAACAGUCAUCUAGCUAACUAUAACCAAUGUUUACCAGCGGAGAAUCGUCCUGUGUCAAGUAUGUGCUCAGUUUAUCCCUUGUACUACGGAAGUUGCCUAAAGCCCCAGCAAGACUUGGGAAUUCUUUCUAAAGCUGCUGAACCUGUCAGGGUGAGUGGUAUUGAGCAAAACCUCUUCUCCUAUAAUGAGGAUCCUGCUGUUAAAAUCAAUCAAUCAGAUCCCAGUGAUAGUCUAUUGGAGCAGCAUGAAGUUGGGUGUGAUUUGUCUCUACGGCUGGGCUCUCUUUCAGCUUCUUUGCCAAGUGUUCAAAAGCGUCAACUCCAGGAUGUUGAAGCUGUUGGUUCUGGUUAUUCACAAGAGAGGAGUGAAUUCAGCCAUCGGAUGCCGCAGACUGAUAAAGAAUUCUCUUUGUUUACUACAGUCAAUGUGGAUAACUCAUUAGAUUCAUGUCCAAGCAAAUUGAGAGAAGAUGUAAAUGUAGAUGCGCAGAUGAAAAAGCGCAAGGCAGUUUUUGUUUACCCUGUGGAGGAUCAGGCAUAUUGUUGGCAGCCAAAGCUUCCAUGCAACGAUUUGACUAGCCGAAUGAAAAGUGCAGGUUCAUAAACUGAUGAGAAUCUUAACCAGCAGAAUGAAAAUUGUAGGUUUGUAGACCCACAGGCUCUUGCUUCUGUUUGUUUCUUCAAUUAUUGGCAUUCCUUAGUGAGGAUAUGCCUUACUAAAGCAUUUUUGGUAAUCCAGCUGUACUUUGUAGUUUGCUUGGGUAGUGCUAAGCUGCUAGCUAUGUUGCCGCAAGAAUGUUAGUUGUAAAUAACCAAAUGUAAAUUAGAAGAAAUGAUCCUGGAGGAAUUAACAGAAGAGGCUUGUGGUUUUACAAUGUGCUAAGAACUGUGUUGUGCAACAUAGUCCUGAAAUUGGAACUAGGCUAUUAUCAUGCUUUAUUUUGUUUUAUCUAUAUAAAAAGAAGCUAAUUGGGUAGCCAAA